AAGGAGAAUGGUCUCGGCGUGGUCUUCCUACAGUACUCGUGGACGAGAUUGAUGACGACGAAAAGGUAUCCAGCGUAAGCAUCGAUCAUAAACGAAAUACUGUCAGGGUCCACCAAAUACCCACCUUCGUUCACUACCUUCUUGUACUCAUCAACCCAAAUGUAAUUCUGAUGAUGAUAAUGUACGCGUGCAGUUUUGGUGUUGAGAUAGCCGUCGACAAUAUUAUCGGUGGAUUCUUCUAUACUCGUUUUGGACUUUCUCAAACUUUCUCUGGACUAAUCGGUUCCAUCUUUGGAAUGUUGAAUAUUUUCUCCCGUGCCAGCGGUGGUCUUAUGUCUGAUUAUCUCAAUCAUAAAUUUGGGGUUCGCGGUCGGUUGUUUGGACAAUUCAUAUGUUUCUUCUUCCAAGGGAUACUUUUCAUUCUCUUCAAAUACACAAGUUCGACUUUGUCGGGAUCCAUUAUUGUCAUGAUUGUCAUCUCCUACUUUACUCAGGCUUGUUGUGGUACGUCUUUUGCGAUCGUUCCUUAUUUGGAUCCGGCAGCUGUUGGCAUAGUUUCAGGAUUGGUGGGGUCGGGCGGUAACAUUGGUGGACUGAUAUUUGCCGCCAUAUUCAAAGCUUUCUCUCGUGACAUUUUAAACGGAUUUAUGGUACUAGGAUUAAUCGUGACUGCAUCUUCAUUCCUACCAUUCUUAAUGAGCAUCAAUGGUCGAACGAUGAUCUUUGGAAAGCUCAAGAGAAACUUUUGA
Messenger RNA from Acaulospora morrowiae, 749 nucleotides. NCBI's taxonomy places the organism in Eukaryota, Fungi, Glomeromycota, Glomeromycetes, Diversisporales, Acaulosporaceae. The record is from the annotation of a GenBank genome assembly.